CUCCCUCGGCCCCCGGCCGCAGGCACCAUCCACCCCUCCGUCCUCUCUCUCUCUCUCUCCCUCUCUCCCUCUCUCUCUCUCUCCCCCUCCCCCUUCCCCUUCCCCUUCCCCUCCCAAAUGGACCGCCCCGCAGGUGCGCCACCGCGCGGCUCGUUCCAGCCGUCCGACUUUGAGCUGGGCCCAUGCAUCGGACGAGGCUCAUUUGGACAGGUCCACAGAGCCGUCUACACGCCGACCAACUUUGUGGUUGCCAUCAAGACCAUCGAUCUGGAAGACUCUGAGGACGAGAUCAAAGACAUCCAGCAAGAGAUCCAGGUCAUGGCGGCGUGCUCAUCGGACCACAUCACACAGUACUAUGGGUCUGUGAUGAACGGGCCGAUGCUGUGGAUUGUGAUGGAGUACCUCGGCGGUGGGUCGGCGCUCGACUUGCUCCGGGCCGGACCGUUCCGCGAGGCGUACAUUGCCAUCAUCAUGCGCGAGCUCCUCGAAGGUCUCACCUACUUGCACGAGCGCAACAUGAUCCACCGUGACAUCAAGGCGGCCAACGUGCUUAUCGGAGCCGACGGCGAGGUCAAGCUCGCCGACUUUGGUGUCUCGGGUAUGCUCACCGACUACCAGACCAAGCGACGGACGUUUGUGGGCACGCCGUACUGGAUGGCGCCCGAGGUCAUUGUGCAGGCCGGAUACUCGACGCCCGCAGACAUCUGGUCGCUUGGCAUCACCGCCAUCGAGCUGGCCAAGGGCGUGCCGCCGCUCGGCGACGUCUCGCCCAUGAAGGCUCUGUUCUUCAUCCCCAAGAACGCCCCGCCCGUCCUCCGAGGCAAGUUCUCGACCAAGUUCAAGUCGUUUGUGGCUCAGUGCCUGGUCAAGGAGCCCGGCGCCCGCCCGACCGCCGCCGAGCUGCUCAACCACAAGUUUAUCCGUUCCGCCCGCAAGAUCUCCGCCAUCCGUGACCUCAUUAAGCGCUACGACCGCUACCGCAUCUCAAACGGAAACAACGUGUGGCGCAAGGCCCGCUCCGACGGCGGUAAGUCCGGCUCGGCCGACCCGGCGUCGGGCUCCGCGCCCGCCGCCGGCGCACCCACUGUUGACGAGUGGGACUUUGAAACCUACCGCCCGCCGGCUAAGGAGGCCGCGAAGCCAGCCCCGUCGCCGGCCCGCGCUGCGCCUUCGCCGACCCGUGCCGCGCCGUCGCCGUCACCAAGUAAGCCGGCUUUGCCUGGCAAGCCGCGUGGCGGCAAGGUUGUUGCCCGCGCCCAGGGCACACUCUCUUCCUCAUCUUCUUCAUCUUCUUCCUCAUCGUCCUCGUCGUCGGAUGACGACGCUACCGAAACGGCCCUCGUCGACUCGGCACCCAAGUCCUCGCUUGUCGCCACCACUGUCGGCCCGGUACUCGCCGCCCUGCUGCGGCAGUACCCCGAGGCCGAGGACAAGAUCCGCUCGCUGCAGACCGCGUUCGAGGCCCUUGACUCUGCCGCCGGGCCAGGCUCGGCGCUUGGAGAGGCCUUUGUCCGCUCGCUCAUCGCCACCAUCGAGAACCACCCCGAGCCGCGCAUCUCCGGCCUCCUCCCGGCCUCGCGCACCCCGCCGCUCGCCGCCGACCCGGUCCUCCCGGCCUCAGUCGACGAGGGCCUCGCGCAGCGCUCGGUCGCCGCCAACUACCUCAUCAAGCGCUGGCGUAUGUCCGGCUCGUCGCUUGCCCGCUGACUGUAGCACCUUUGUCGCACCGGUUGAACUUCCACGUCUGGCUCUGGCUCCCCGCCCUGGUGAGGGAGCGUACAAACCCAUUCGGCGAGUGGCGCCGGCACUCGCCAUUUUAUUGCCGAAACGCGGGCGAGUUCCCAAUUUCGGUUACGUUUUGCUGUCCGCCCUGGUGUGCACGCGGUACCAUUUAUGCCGGUCGCAGCGGCGUCGCAAGACGCUCAUGCACUAUCCCGGCGAUGACAAUGGCGCCACACACCCGGCCACGCGCAGCCGUUCUGGCUGUGCUCCGGCUGUACAGGCAGGAAGAGAAAACCGCAGGGUUAUGGGUUGCGCCGGAAAGCUAAAGGCUAUGAUGUGCGCAUUCUCGACGCUGCGGACAAUCACAUUCACAUACGCGACACAACGAUAUAACACGACACAACAACAAUACUACCCUCGUCAGGUCUAAUAAG
This is a messenger RNA of Thecamonas trahens ATCC 50062, 2156 nucleotides long. RefSeq names its product STE/STE20/YSK protein kinase. Bases 118 to 1707 code for a protein of 529 amino acids. Gene Ontology annotation, molecular function: ATP binding; protein kinase activity. Lineage: Eukaryota; Apusomonadida; Apusomonadidae. The record is from RefSeq and is a predicted model, not a curated record. Gene Ontology annotation, biological process: protein phosphorylation. The transcript has 2 exons.